Messenger RNA from Vespa velutina, 5427 nucleotides. RefSeq names its product homeotic protein proboscipedia. The transcript is spliced from 3 exons. The record is from RefSeq and is a predicted model, not a curated record. The coding region runs from base 139 to 2706 and encodes 855 amino acids. Lineage: Eukaryota; Metazoa; Arthropoda; Insecta; Hymenoptera; Vespidae. Gene Ontology annotation, biological process: regulation of DNA-templated transcription. Gene Ontology annotation, molecular function: DNA-binding transcription factor activity, RNA polymerase II-specific; DNA binding.
ACUAUUAUCGUCGUCGUCUUAAUCAUUCUUUUCGACAAAUACGAUUCUAUAAAAUUUCGUAAAAAGUAAAAUAAAAAACUAAAAAAAUCCAAAAUUAAGAGAAAAAGGAAAGAAGAAAAGUACGAUCGAGUGUGUUCCAUGCGAGGUAAGCAAGAAGCUUUGCUACGGCAAGAUCAUCAUCAAUUGGAGGAUCAGCAUAGUAGUGAAAACGUUGAUCAAAUAGGUGAUCGGUCAAGAAUCCGCGUGAAUAAGGAGUUCGCGAACUUGAAGACGAAGCCAACGUCACCCGUCCUGGCGAACGACGGAGGGGGCGGCUUCUGGCUGGCCACGGUGGCCGCGGGGGUUGGUGCCCCAGCCGGGCUGCCCCCGCACUCGACGCAUCAUCCAACCAUGGAUCCGACAUGUGGAUCAGCCGAAACCGGCUUUAUCAAUAGCCAACCUUCAAUGGCCGAAUUUAUGACCGCUUUACCACAAUUGGCCAAUGAUGGUAAUCUGCAACAUUCACCUGGUACCGGUGGUUCCAUAAGUCCUGGAGCACAUCUUCCACCUUAUCACAACAUGAUGGAUCAUCAUGCAGUAACCGAUCCGUCCGGGGUCAAUGUACCAGAAUAUCCUUGGAUGAAGGAAAAGAAGACAACCAGAAAGAACAAUCAGCAAGAGAAUGGUUUGCCAAGAAGAUUGAGGACAGCUUAUACGAACACGCAAUUGUUAGAAUUGGAAAAGGAGUUCCAUUUCAAUAAAUAUCUUUGUCGACCACGACGAAUCGAGAUAGCAGCAUCGCUCGAUCUGACGGAACGUCAGGUAAAAGUCUGGUUUCAGAAUCGCCGUAUGAAGCAUAAACGGCAAACUCUGAGUAAAGAGGACGGCGACGACAAAGAUGGCUCAACGUCCGACGGUAUGGAAAAAUCUAAAAGUGAUAAAAUGUUAAGUAUCGAUGCUGAGGAAAAGAAGAGCUGUCACAACUGUGAUAUUUCUGGUGUCGGAGACGUCGGUAGUACUCUCUCUGGUGACGUCAGCGAACUUGCUACAUCUGGUCGACGAAGUAGCAACAGCAAUAAUAACAACACCAACAAUAAUAAUAAUAAUAACAAUAAUAACAAUAAUACGCCAACUGCAACCAAUAACAACAAUAGUAACUCAGUAUUUAAUACAAACAGCAACGGUGCCAGUAGUGUUGGGAGCACAAACAGUGUUUCGAGUUCCCUAGAGAAGAUGAUAGUCGACGAUGACUCCAGGUCACAAGAUGGUAGUGAAGUGACAUCGCCGAGCGUACCGGCGAAGAAACUCUCUAAUGAUAUUAGGGUCAAGGUUGAAAGUGGACAUAAGAGUCCAAACACCACUAAACAAAUUUCCAUUAGUAAGAAGUCUCCGUCCGCGAAUUCAAAAGAUAUUUGUUCUGUAAAUAGCAACGGUGUUCUUCUUGCUAUGCCUGAUUCUACUGUCAGUACACCGGUCUUACCAGGACAAAAUUCAGCAAGGAGCCUGACACCUUCAUCCACACCUGGAACACCAGCUUCCGUUCAACUUCAACAAGGAAGUCCACUUAGUAUACAACAAACCCAUACAUCCUAUAUGCAAAGACCACGGAGCUCUCCAUCAUCGACAACGACCAUAAUGCAAUCAGGAACUAUGUCGCCUCAUGCUGUCAGAAGCAUGGCGGCAAAUCAAAACCAUUUUCAACAACAAAAUGUUUAUCAACCGAAUCUAGGAGCGGACUAUAGAAACGGUAUUUCAACGAUUAGACAAACUGUUCCUGUAGUCGUUCAGCAAACACAAUCGCAGAACAAUUAUUGCACCAGAGAGAGCUAUCAACACACAAGAAUUCCUUAUACUAGCGAUGUACAUCCGUACAGGCAAAAUCAAACGGUUGUUUCGAGAAUGAGUCACGUGAGAAUGGCCAGCGGUAGAAACGUAUAUUCGAACAUGCAAUUUCAUCAACAACAAAACCAAUACGGUAAUACUGCCGACUACAAUGGGUAUCCUCAAAGCGGAGCAACGUAUCAUGCUUCCUAUCAUAGAAGCAUGCAAAGCGGAGGUGCUUAUAAUACCGCCCAAGGCUAUCCCAAUCCACAAGCCGAACAACCGACGGAAGGAUAUGGAAAUUACGGUUAUACUAGUACCGGUUAUCAUCCCAAUAGUGAGAAUCUUACACCCCACAGUCAUUCCAAUGUGUCUACCCAAAGCGGACAACAUUAUUACAAUGAAAUGCCACAUCAACAACAGCAACAACAACAACAACAACAACAACAACAACAACAACAACAACAACCGCAGCAACACCAAGCUGAAAGUUAUGUCGCUCAUCCACCGUCAAUGCAUCCCACUUCCGGUGAUUAUCGAACAAGUAACAAAUGUCACCCUAACGCUUACUACGAGCAAACCAAUCAGAUCCACGUUCAUCAGGGUGGCGAGGCUUCCAGUAUACCAAAUAGUUAUGUGUCUUCACCAGAUCCUUUCCCAGCACCCGGAAUGACCACCACAGCGACUGCAAUUGCCGCAGCAACCGCUGCUGUCAUCACGCCACCCGGUAGCACGGGACAAGCCGACGGAAGUGCGGAUUAUAACAAUUACGGCAAUUUUUACGGUGAACCCGUUCACACGACUGCACCGCCACCGUCGGCCGACAACAGUAAUAGCUCUUCGGACUUUAAUUUUCUCAGCAAUCUCGCCAAUGACUUUGCUCCCGAAUACUAUCAGCUCAGCUGAGUCCACGAGACGGAAAAUCCGUGUCAACUUGACUGGGCCGAUGAACAAGGACUGCUCAAUGUUUUAUAUUAACUUAUAACUUGUGAUUUGUGAACGUAUCAUCUACCGAUACGAAGAAAAGGAUAUGCGCUGUGUUUAUAAUUAGAACUGGUGAUAUAGUAUCGGUGAUAUAUACGAAGUUAAAAGUUCUUUGUGAUUUCCUAAAGUUAAUCGACUAUUUCCAAACUAUCGAGAUCGAUGAGAUAACUCGAUGAAUGAUUUUAAAAUCCGUAGAUCCUCCGUUAUUAUAAAUAUAUAUAUAUAUAUAUAUAUAUAUAUAUAUAUAUAUAUGUAUUUUAAAUAAUCCGAAACUCAAACUUGGAAAUUUUCUGUCUAAUUAAAAAAUAAGCGAUCAAUAAGGAGAAUAAUUUCGAACGUGGAUAUACAUAUUGUAUAUCAUCGUAUAAAAAAAAAAAAAGGAAGAAAAAAAAAAUAUAUAUAUAUAUAUAUACAAUAAAAAGAAAAAAAAAGAUAUGGAAUGAUGCAAUUUUAAAUAUGAUUCGCGUUUAUGAUUGUUCGUUAGUGCACGUUUAGGUUAAAUCUAUUCACUAUACCUGUUUAUAUCGCCAUGCACUAUUUAGCGAAUAAAUCUAAUCAUUGCGUCCAAGCUAAGAAUUUGUUCAAAAUACAGGGAUUAAUAUGUUACGUUAAUUCUGUUAUUUAUUAUUAAGAAGAGUACCGAAAAAUGCAGCUUGUAAAUACAUUUUAAUAAUAGAUACUAUAUGUUGUAAUUUUAAACGUUUUGAAAUUUAUCCUGGCCAACUUGUUCUUUAUUGUUCUUUAACAUUAGCGAAUAGUUCAAUGGCCGGCGAGAGUAGAUGAGAACGUUGAUGUGACAACGAAUCUUUCAAUAAAAUGUGAUCCGUUCGUUACCUUUCUUUUCUUUUUUUAAGAACUUACGAAACGGUACUGAUUCUAGAAAAAUGUUAACUACAUAUACCUAUCUAUACUAAAUUCGAAAACAUCGACUCAAAGCAUGUAAAUAAAACGAAAUAUUAUUACGAUAAUAAAUAAAAUGGCCUGAAUCAAUUUCGAUGUUUGUGGCCAAUCUCGUGAAUAAUUUGAAACGAGACAAAAUAGUGCAAUGUUUUUAUAAAUACUUUUAUGUAAAUUGUAUCAUAAUUGGGAGUUUUAAAAGUUUAAGGCUGUAACACAUAAGAAAUACAAUGUAAAGGUAAAAUAAAUCAUAUAUUGUAGUAAAUGAAUAUGAAGGAAAAAAAAAAAAAAAAACCAAACGAAAGAUAUUAAAUAAUACGUAAACGCUUUUCUCAAAGUGAGAUUUUGUUGAAAAAGAAAAAAAAAAUAAUCAAAUUUCUAAUAUCUCUUUUUUCCGGGAUAAAGUCUAAAUACUACUUAAUAUUUAAAUAAGUGGUCAUAUAUAUAUAUAUAUAUAUAUAUAUAUAUAUAUAUAAAGAAAUUGGCUUUUACAUCUCCUGAUUAUGCUUAAGUUAAUUUAAUUUGAUUCACGAACUAUGUAUACACCAUAUUCAAAGUGAUUGACGUUACCGCUAUUAAUCGAAUUGUUUGAAAAAUGUUUCUAAAAAUAUUAUUGUUUAACUAUGACAAAAUGAAAUAAGACAUUUUUUAAUCGCUAUAUAUAUAUAUAUAUAUAUAUAUAUACAUAUAUAUAUAUAUAAACUAUGACAAUAGAGACUAUGUGUCUUAAAAUAGUGUUAAGUCAAUCACUGUGAAUCACUGUAAAUCUAUCACUCACAUAACGAGAUAGAAAUCUGUACCUAAUUAUCGGCUUCUUUACCCAACGAAUUUAUUUAAAUAUCUAAAUAUGUAUUAUGUUGAAUUAUCUGACGAAACAAAAUGGAAUUGAGUUAUAUUUGAAAGACAUCUUGAUAGAUUUUAUGUUUCGUUUGUAAUAUGAAUAUUUGCAACGAAAUAAGAGAGAACACAGAGAUAGGCACACAUACAUACAUAUAUAUAUAUAUAUAUAUAUACACACACACACGCAUACGCACACAUGCGCAUACACACACACACACACACACACACACACACACACACAUAUAAACGCUGUAAAUUGAUAAGCAAUAAUUAAUUAUGCAAACGUGUAUAUAAUAUCAUAGAAGAUGAGAAAGAUGACGAUGAGAUACGUGUAUAAAGUAUCGUGAUUCUCUACACGAUCACGCUUAAGCUAAUGUGUAUACGCCGACGGAUAAGUGAAUGAAUAAAUGAAAAAAAUAUUACAAUUGCGACGGCGAAUAGAAUUAAUUGAAAAUGGACUGUAAUUGUUUAACACUACCUAAUUAUAGCGUGAACCAUCGAACCUAUUGAAUUAAUUAAAUAUUAUUUUAUUUUAUACACGAUCUCAUUCUCGAUUCAGCUUUAUACAUAUAUAUAUGUAUAUAUAUAUAUAUAUACAUAUAUAUAUAUAUAUAUGUAUGUAUGUAUGUAUAUAUAUAUAUAUAUAUAUAUACACAUAUACGUUCAAGCACAUGGAAAACAUUAACGUAAAAACAAACAUGAUGCAUUUGACAUAAGAUUUGCAUACGCGCAAUCAUUUGUCAUUUUGUUAUGAAAGAAAAGGAAAGAAAAUUGUUUUUUCGGAAAUUCUCCGUGACCUAUACAAAAGAAUAAGUUUUUUCUAUACUUUUUUAUAUUAAACCAUUUUUCUCUUUUCGCCCUUUUUUCGCUAAAUUGAGCUAAUUAUAAGAUUUACAUACGCGCGAU